UUCCAAUGCGACCCUCCCAAAUGAAAAUAUGGAUCUUCUUUCCUCGACUCUGUCUAUGGCGAACGACGAACGACGGACGAGCUUGUGGCGACUGCCCUUUCUCAACUUAUAACUUAUCAGCCUUUCAGUCGACUGGGUUCGCAUAAAGGCUAGCUUCCAACGUGCGCAUUGGUUGGCAAUUCGACGACCUCUCGUGAUUGGUGGAACAACGGCGCUGCGGGGAUGGUCUUGGGAACGGGCUGGAUCCAAAGUACGACACUGUCCAUCCUUGUUCUUCCUCGCGUUUCACGUAUGCAUCGCGUACGUGUGUAUGUACUGCAUGCACGAGUCAACACAGCUGCUGUUGCUGUGGUAGUGGGAUGGAUUGCUGAACUGGAAACAUUGACAGUCUAGUCCGAGAUCCCCGUUUUUCCAGGCCAAUAGCCUUUUUGUGCACGUCAGUGAGUUCCUCCAUGUACAAUACACAAAAUAUUAUUUCUACCUGAAAGAACUUGCACCACAAUGCAGCACCCAUCAGCUUGGAUCAAUCCCGCACACUUGGACGAUCAGGGAAACAAAGGCCACUCGGGUGUGAAUCAAUUGGGUGGGGUAUUUGUGUCCGGUCGGCCUUUGCCGGAUUCUACCCGUCAGAAAAUUGUUGAGCUCGCCCAUUCUGGAGCCAGACCUUGCGAUAUCUCUCGAAUUCUUCAAGUCUCCAAUGGAUGCGUUUCCAAAAUAUUGGGCAGAUAUUAUGAAACUGGUUCGAUACGUCCAAAAGCCAUCGGAGGGUCCAAACCGAGGGUAGCUACGCUCAGCGUUGUGGAUCAAAUCCGACAUUACAAGAAUGAAUGUCCCUCCAUUUUUGCUUGGGAAAUCCGUGACAAACUUCUUCAGGAUAAAGUGUGUCCCCCUGAUUCCGUUCCGAGUGUUUCCUCGAUCAAUCGUGUACUAAGAAACGUAUCAGGACGAGUGGAACCUGGGUUGUGUUCAUGGAUAUCCAAUGAGGAGCUCAGUGAGCAUGGUCCAGACCAUCCAUGGAGUACGGACUCGUCGGGCGAUCCCUAUCACAACAGCCAUGCCCAAUACAUUGGAAAUGAUGGGGGUUCCACGGUUCCUCAUCAAGCGACACCAGGGUUUAUCCAGAUGAAGCGAAAAUUUCAGAGGAAUCGAACAUCUUUCGCUAGUGAACAAGUGGAUAUUCUUGAACGAGAAUUUGAGAAGUCCCAUUACCCCGAUCUGUAUCUUCGCGAGAGGUUGGCUACUCUAAUUUCGGUUCCCGAGACUCGAGUUCAGGUUUGGUUCUCCAACCGAAGAGCCAAAUGGCGCCGGCAAGAGAAGAUCCGACAAAACCAUCGCACCAAAGAGCCCAAAAAAUUGGUUUCGCAACAAGACUACCACAGAGAAAUGGGAUCCAGAUGUAGAGAGCGAAACGGCAUCGAUCUCUCUUCUAAAAGGUUGACUCAUCUACAAACCAUUUCCGUGGAUGGUUGGGAUCUUCUCAAUCAGAGUUCAUGAAUGGAAUUUGAACCAUGCUUUUUAAGACAUUAAAUCGACUUUCAUACAAGCUUGUUACCUAUAUUUUUUUCUUCAAAAUACAAAAGUGUACCAAUCAUCAUGA
Tigriopus californicus is the source of this 1597-nucleotide messenger RNA. RefSeq names its product paired box protein Pax-6-like. Gene Ontology annotation, molecular function: RNA polymerase II cis-regulatory region sequence-specific DNA binding; DNA-binding transcription factor activity, RNA polymerase II-specific. The record is from RefSeq and is a predicted model, not a curated record. Gene Ontology annotation, biological process: regulation of transcription by RNA polymerase II; anatomical structure development. The coding region runs from base 502 to 1494 and encodes 330 amino acids. NCBI's taxonomy places the organism in Eukaryota, Metazoa, Arthropoda, Copepoda, Harpacticoida, Harpacticidae. The transcript is spliced from 9 exons.